Messenger RNA from Spirometra erinaceieuropaei, 13990 nucleotides. The record is from the annotation of a GenBank genome assembly. Lineage: Eukaryota; Metazoa; Platyhelminthes; Cestoda; Diphyllobothriidea; Diphyllobothriidae.
AUGGCUACCCGCGCAACUUCGUCAAGCAGCGCCUACGCAAACGAGACGAGAGACGAAAUACAACCGGCCCCAAAUUUUGGCGAUCUCUCCUGUACGUGAAGAAUGUCUCAGAAGUCGUCAACCGUCUUCUCACACCCCUUGGAAUCGGGGUAACACAGAGACCGGAGGCAACCAUAAGGCGCCAGAUCAUGAGGCCGAAAGACCCAUUGCCGCGGCGAGAAACAUCUGGAGUCGUUUAUCGUGUCUGCUGCAGCUAUGCGCAAAGCAACUAUGUCGGGGAAACCGGAAGACUACUGCGGACGCGUAUGGCCGAGCACGCAGAAGCAGUGAGGAGGAAAGACGCUAGCUCCCAAGUCGCGGCCGACUCUACGGGACCCAACCACACAUUCAGGUUUGACGAAGCAGAAAUUCUUGCUAGAGAUGACAGCCCCGUGAGCCGCGAACUCCUCGAAUCAUGGUGUUGCGGUCCUCAGUCAGUCAACAAGCGCAAUGACCUCCCCUCUCCAUAUUCGGCGCUGAGACUUUGUCUAGGUAAAGUAAUUAACCACGAGGACAGCGCGCGAAUGGCCACUGUUCCUGGUGUCAAUAUCGGCGAGCCAAAUUGCCCAAGAGCCCACGCGGAGGACGAAAUCCGGCCGUCAACAACUCGACUGCGUGCGAUGAGCGUGGGAAUCGAUAGUCUUGACCGGUACACAAGCGCAUAGCAGCUGCACGUUUCAGCACCUGGCCAGUCGAGCCCUGAUGCACUCGGAAGCGGCCAACUACGAUAUGCAUGUAGCGGCCUAGUAACUACAUCCUAUAGAUAUUACAACACCUGGGCAAUUUACCACCCUUAUCUGACUCCGUCCCUGAUGAUGGGUUCGAGCGAGAAUCCGAAACGUCAGGUUAAUAAAGCUUUUGUUCCAACGAUCUUGCCUCUUUCUUCGCGACUACUUCCUGGAACUCGCCUCUUCGCUUCUAUUAGCAAACUGUUAAUUUGAUAAGUCGUCUAAACUUUCUAGUGCCAAGUCUAUGACACGCCCUGAUUGAUUUAGAGACACAUGCAGAAGCAAGCGCACAUCCGUCAAUAGUAGAGGGGCGCGCUCCGAUUGCGUUAGGGAACUCACUCGUCCCGUUGUGCUUUGGGGUUCUUUCGCCACAGGCUCCGCCAGCAGCCGCACAGUCCAGUCUCCCUUGUCUUUGCUAGUACUGCUAUUCUGCGCAUCUAUUAGUUGGCUUCCAGUUGUAAGGAAGUUCCAAGUGGGUGGCAGAGCCCAAAAACGAACGACCACCCCACCGCUCAAACAAUGGAUGAUAGUGGAGAUGUCGUCGGAGAUGCGGAUGGAUUGGUAGACCACUGUGUCGUACUUAUUCUGCCGUCAUUCAACGAACCGUGACUCUGACCAUCAUUAUAUCAGGCAAAUGGAUCUUGUUUACUUCGUGAAGCCAGUUGAUCGGUGUGAGUGGAUCCUGUAUGAAUAAAUACCCAGUCUGCAUCGACAGACAAUGCCCGGUGGCGAGGCGCUGACGAACUUUGUUUCGAGCAAGUUCUUACGACCGAUCUCAUAGAUCCCGUCUGCGCAUUCGCGUAUUCGUUUCUGUUGCCGUAAAGUGGUCAGGGUUGCUGUUGGCUGAAUUACGGCAGAAUAAGCCCGCAACAGUUCUGUAUCAGGCCCCCCCCUCCCCCCAAAUCUCUGUCAUCACCACCCUGAUCCAUAAAUGUUUAGAUUUUGGAGGAAAACUUCCCACUCGCGAGUCGACAGCGUACACCUUGUGGAUCAAGUUCGUUGCUAAGUAAGUUUCAGGUAGUGGGAAAGUUGUGUCUUCUUUACUACCCGGAUCGAUCGCACUAUUGCCGUACGGUCGACCGGUGCAGGGGAGAGGGAAGAGACAGUGGACCCGACACUGGAUAAUCCAUCCUCACGACACACCAGCUCAGUUCUCACUAUAGAAAGAUCUGACGCGCUUGAACCCAUCACGGUGCGCUAAAAUCUGUGCCUUGGAGGGCCACCAACUGAUUAUAAAACUCUGUCUUCGCGGUCUGCACUGUGGGGAACGACUGGCCCGCGGACAGGGGCCCAAGCGCGGCGGCUCCUUCUUAAUGUGGCCCCUAUGGCAAUCUCACGAACCUGAGAUCCCAGCCUCCUGCUUCUGUGAAAUUUCGGUCACUUGUACGGAGUCAGGUUGUGUGUGGCACGCGUGGGCAGACCGUUUGGUUUUAUAAGCCAUUACGCCUUCUUGAUACGACCUUGCCAUCGGAGCGUGAUUGGUGGGGAAGGAGAAAGCGCAGCAGACGCCGAGCAAAUGCGUCCCACAACAAACUAGUUCACUCGGCAGUUGCCGGUUCUGCAUCUACUGCGCUUACCACGCAUUGGACGUCCAUGCUUGCGAGUGCCAAACUGUCACGCUGCCUAUCAGGCACACAUGCCCCUGCCAGACGGAGUAAGGGGGCUUUCUAUCGUCGCAUCCCCUUCCUGCUGCUCGCCACCACCACCACCACCACCACCAGCAUUUGCGUUGCCCUAUUCUUUUCUUUAACAUUUACUAUAAUGUGAGGACAAGGGGAAGUGAAGGCGACUGGAGACGGAUGUGAGUGCAGCGGCCGACAAGGAGAAACGGUCCAUCUUUACGUGCCACGCACGCCCUGGCGCCAGACUCGCACAGCACUAAGAUUCGCGUGUACCGUGCAUCUGUCCGGUCUGUCCUACUCUGUGGUUCCGAAUGCUGGGCUGUGCGCGUGGAGGACGAGCAAAAACUGGAGGUAUUUGACCACCACUGCUUGAGGACCAUCCUUUGAGUGACCCCUUUUCAAAGGAAGGUCUAUUUCGUCCGUUAGUUGACAACUUCACAAGUUGCCACAGUUUCAGCACGUCAGAUUGAUUUUAGUGAGGGGACCGGGUGUUUAAUGGUCCCAACCUCCCUCUCACCUUCCUCCCGCAUGCAACCACUGGCUCGAUCGAAUCUGUCAGCCGAUCAGCAAUAGGAUUGGUCGCAGUGGUUGACCUUACGUGAACCUUCGUCUGAAGCAUGCUAGACACAAAUGUGCACACAUGCGACCUGCCGUUCGUCCAUAUCGACCUUAUGUACGCUUAGGUGAGCAGACUCGGUAACGCCUGGAUCGACUUUGAAGAAGUUGAAACAUGUAAACUCGAGGCAAAUACAGCACUUUCCUGGCAUUUUAGGUUACUUUUCUACUGUCAACCCUGCAGGACUUAAAUACAGGCUGAGAAAGGGUCGACAACCAACACUGCUGGCUUUACAAGCACUUUUUCGGCCUUAACGUCGGCUCGCCUUUGAUCUCGAUCAGUCAGAGGCCUUGGCCGCUGUUUGGACGGCGUUCGCAUUGUGAAAAUGGCCAUAACAGCUGUGAAAUUGCGCGCACUUUCCAUGCACUGACAAAGGCAUCACGAAGGCAUCAUGAUUGCUCGACCAUCUGACGCACUGACCCUGAUGUUGGGAAAAGUGUUCACCUGUAUGCUUCCCGUGUGGCCAAUUACUCCGCCUAGACGAAUGCUCAGCACCGAUUAUGGAACGGGAAGAUAAUUGCACUUGUUAAUGGACUGGGGGCCAGUAAACCAUGAGUCAAGCGGCUCCCGGUUCACGCGGUUGUCACCUCUUGCGAGAGUUUCGGCCUCGUCGAAUUUGAAUGUGUGGCCGGCUCUCGUCGAAUGAGCCGCAACUUGAGAGCUGGCGUAAUUUCUCAGCACCACUGCAGCGGGUUCGGCCAUUCUUAUUCGGAGCUGUCUUCCAGUUUCUCCGACGCAGUUGCUUUGUCCUCAACUGCACCAGAUCAGAAUAACGACUCCCGGCGUCCAAAAAGCCUGGCUUCUGGCGAGACAGCUGUCCACGUGCACGGAGAACCCUCAAGACGGGUGCCGCCCCUGCCUUUAAAAGCGUUCGAGAGUGUACGAGGCCCUGACAUUUCCGGAUUACAACCGGAUUAACCGAGAAAUAGGCAGACUUAGAAAAGAAUAUUCAUAGUCUAAAUAUGACACAGAUCACGACGGAUGGAAUGUAGGCAGUGAAUAGUUAGUCGCAUAGGUAUUAGUAAAGCGCUGUUUUUCUUUUUAGCUUAAAACUCCGAAAUAAGUCUUGCUGUUUGUGGUAAUUUUGCUUGUAGUCAUGAAGGACGACCUUAAAUGCCAGUUAAGUAUAAUGCGUGCUUUCGACUGUGGCCCUGGAGCAGAGGGUUAUGGUUCUUAUUGACGGUUUUACAGCGAAGAACAAUUAAAAAUCAAAGUUCUACGGCUACGAUGGUAACGUUUCUUCUAGUAUGGAGCUCCAAAACAAAGACAGCACGUUCCGGUUAGGUUAGUGAACGCCUCCUCUGUGUGAGUCUGGAUACUGCCGAUUACUGCCUCUAUGCGUUGACCCCGUUGCUAUGUGGGAGAGCGUUGAACGCCAAAACCUACUGACCCCCCGGUUUAACUGCUCCUGUUUGAAGACUGUCACUGACUCUCACUACAUAGUCCUUUUAAGGCAGAAUAGCAUUACUGACAAGGGAGGCCUGAAUGGUCAUUUCUGGCCUGUUGGCUGUCGUCAGCCUGCCAUACCCAACUCCGAAGUAUGCAACAUCUAAGGCUCCAUCCCGCGGCCUUUUGGUUAAAAGUCCAACAUCCUAGCCAUUGAGCCACGGGCUCGUUGUCCUGUCGGUUUCGAUCGGAUAUAUGCAGUGGUACAGGGGCGCUCACCAAUUGCAACCGAUAGGACAACGAACCCGUGGCGACGUGGUUAGAGGCGUUGGACUUCUAACCAACAGGUCGCGGGAUCGAGCCCCAGUGGUUGCACACCUCCAGGUUAGGAGUGGCUGACUGACGACGGCUAAUAAGCUAGAAAUGGCCAUUCCAGUCACGCUUGUCUUCUGGGGCUCGACAGAGUGUCCCAAGGUGCGACUGGACAUGUGAGUUCCGUAGUUCGAUCGGAGAGCGCCCAUUUACCACAGUCAUCUCUCUCUCUCUCUCUCUCUCUCUCUCUCUCUCUCUCUCUCUCUCUCUCUCUCUCUCUCUCUCUCUCUUAAUUCCUUUCCUUCUUUCAAGGGCCUGACCCUUUAAGUGAACAUAAAAGUUUCUGGCAUUUUGUCUUACAUAUAAUUCGGUAGCGUUGGUACUUUUGUGGGUGUUUAAUCAAGCCGGAGUGUUGCAUCUUGACCAGCUGAACACUGCUCAUAUUAACAUCGGAAUCGGAGACGUAGCUAAUUAGUCGUCCUGAGCUUUUCCUGACACCGCCAUCUAUUCCCCAGGUCCGAUAAAACUUGUGCACCGGUUGGAGUCGGCUGUGAGCGACUGCACUCAAGUAUUUAGAGCUACCAGAGAGUUAAAAUACUCUUUCCCUCCCAGCGGACUUCGUACUUGUCCGAGGUCUCGACUCACUGCUAUCUACUGCUUGUUCCUCCAGUGCGUAAUUUUGUCCGCAGAUUGUGGGGUAGCAUGGCCUAUUGAUAGCCAUUUUUGGCAGCACUCUCUCCCCCCACUCUGAUUUUGCUCGGUUUUGGACUUGCACAAAACCUUCUCCAACGUUUAAAUAUUGAAUGGGCAUCUUGUCGAACUUUAAGAGGGCAGUUUUUAAACUGCCUUCAGUCUUCGCGGGUCGCUUUAUAUCCGUUAAACGUGCGCUUCUAGCUCUAUGAGUUCCCACGACAAUGGAGUUGUUUCAGGCCGCUAGACAACUCUGGGUAUUUCAAGAAUGCAACAGGCUAUCAAACAUUCAUACGUUCUUUUCUGUGAGAUGAGCUGCAUUUUAAACUGGUUACUUUGUGGAUGAAAUUACCUUUUAUACGGCCGAGCCAUCUGAUGAGGCUCACUGAACCGAGACGGAACGCUUGACACAACAGUGAGUUCAAACGUAGACCCAUGUUUGUCUUCAUAACGGAGUUUAAGGACAGUCCCCUACAAUGGGUCACGUGGGAGCAGGGUCUGGCACGCCUGUACCUGAUCUCGCUUCCGGUCUUCCUGACUCCGUCUCGACACCGGGCCAAGGGGGGACGGAGGAAGAGCGAGGGUAGUGGAUGCAGUGCAAAUCUACUAUCAUUAUAAACAAAUUCGCGCUCAAGUUACCGUCCCUGGACCCACCCUGCUCUGGUGGACAUCGUCGGUACUGGCGGUCGAUCUUUCGGAGUUUAAAAACGCGACACGAGGGGUUUAGCAUUCCCGCCUCAUCUCACCACACACACUAUAAGGCUUUUGGUUUGCGCUUGUUGGUAUGUCUGCCACUUCGGCCAUCAGUACUGACCGCUGAUAGCUCAUUAGUCUCGGAUGGAAGCGAAUAUGCGAGUUCUAGGUUUUUUGUUGUAAAGAAGAUGAACACACGAUCGCUGGGACAAUACGUGUAUUAGUUUGAGCUUUCGGUCUCGUACAGGAGGCCAGCGUCGGAGACUGUGGGAAUGCGGCAUCAAAUGAGCAGUUUUUGUAGUCAAGCCAUGAAGAUGGGGGGGUAGGAGUGGGGAGGGGGUGGUGUUGCGACAGGGCUGAGUCUACGCCGUCUCACGGCGGCGUGGCUGCGUGCACCCUUGGCUGGAAAUUAGGUCUCGCCACUAGGCUGCGGGAACGGAGUGUGUGUCAACGUGUCUGUUGGUGUCAGACAUUCAGGCCUCCAGUAAUUCUCUCCCUGUCUUACCGUCUCAUUGCUGGUCCGCGCCACUAAUCUCUCCUUCUUGCACUGUGCCAUUCUGAUAGUGGGCGCCCACCGAUCAGGUUACGGAACAUGCUCGUUCCGUUGUGCCUUGGGGCUCAUACUAGAACCCUCGCAGGCAGUCGCACAGCGAUUAGUAGAAUGAUGUAAAUCAGGUGGUACCGACAAAGACAACGGACACCGGAAUGGCCAUUUCUGGCUUAUAAGCCGUCAUCAGCCAGUCAUACCCAAGGCACAACGGAACGAGCAUGUUCCGUAACCUGAUCGGUGAGCGACCACUAUCAUAACUAAUAUUCCCGAUCACAACCGACAGGAAAACGGGCCCGUGGCUCAGUGGUAGAGCGUUCAACUCCAUGACCAAAGAUCCCGUGUUCGAAUCUCAAGUGAUGCACACUUGGGGUUGGGUAUGACUGGCUGAUGACGGCUAAUAAGCCAGAAAUGGCCAUUCCGGUCUCCCUUGUCUUUGUCGGUACCACCUGAUUUACUGUGCCAUUCAUUCGUGAACUGGUACCUUUGAAAUCCGGGCCAGGUCGUGUGUGGAACGCACAUACGGACUGGCUGGCCCUGUCAGCCACUGGGUCUGCGCCCAGCUUCGGUCGUUUUGACUUAGCUUUGCCAUCGGAACGUACUGGAUGAUGGAGGAGAGAGUGAGUAAGCCACCUCUGGUGGGACCGUCACGUGGACCGCUCUGGAAGCCAUCACAUGCAACGGUCGCUUAUUGUUGAAGGGUAAAGAAAAGUUGUUAUUAAUUAUACGACUAGUCCAUCGAUUAAACCACAGUAAUAUUGCCUCCAUAAAUUCCUUCUAGGAAUCUGCUUCUUUGACGAGCUCUACUUUUGGUCUCCCGCUAGUAAUCCGUCGUUUGUGGUUAACACCUGCAUUACACGAAUCAAGACGAAAUUUCGAGUUCCAGGUGUAUGCAUAAGCCGCUGCCUACGCGGUCGCCACCAGAGGAAUCGAACAUCAACACCACCAACCAUAUGGCAUUCUCUGCCCUACAUCAAGGGUGCUUCAAAAGCGACCGGGCGCAUUGCUGCGGAGGCAGGUGUUAGAAUUGCACACCGUCCCAAAACCACCAUGCGCAGUAGGGUCAUGAAAAUCAAAGACCGGUUAAAGCCUGAAGAGCAAUCUGGAGUGGUGUACCACAUCCCGUGUCAAAACUGUCCUUGUACCUAGACAGGCCAGACUGGAUGCUUGCUGGGAUCGCGCAUACACGAACAUAAACUGGCUGUGCGACGAGGCGACGCAUUAUCACAAGUGGCCGCGAAGUGGGUCACGAGUUUAACUUCGCAGCCAUCAAAAUAAUCGCCCACGCCGGAAACAAAACAGGCCGAGGAUUGAUUGAAGCCUGGGCCUCGGAUGAUAACCCGGUAAAUCGAUUUAUCGAUCUGGCGCCGGCGUACAGAGCCCUGCGUAAUCACCUCCAGUCUUGCGCCGUCGAUCGAUGAUUGGCCUACAUGCUUUAUAACUGUCGCUUGUUCUGUUGCUGCUACUACCUCUGGCGAUGGACUCCUGCACGAUUCUGAAAGAUCAGGACAAUCAACAAAAUGUUCCGGUGCUCGACUCUUCUUCUUCACCUGCAUUACAGCCUGCAGUACUGCAACCGCCGGGUCCUGUGCAGUAGAGCUCCCCAGUGCUUCUUCCAUACUUGUCGAAACUGGCGACAAAGACCAUCGCAUGCUCAGCAACAUCGCCAGUAACACCACGUUGGAUAAAUUUGAUUUUGUGCAUGUGAGACGGUAAACUAUACCCGACACAGUAUCUCCUCUUUUCUCAUGCAGCGGACGAGGAGGAGAAGGAGGAGGAGGAGGGGGAGGAGGAGGAGGAGGGGGAGGAGGAGGAGGAGGAGGUGCCUAACUCCCCCCUACCAUGUCUAUUUUUACCUAGGUGUACAGCUCGUAAACUUGCUUAUCUUUUUCUUUAUUUGCAGGAUGUUCCACAACUUCAUCUUUAUGGUCUUCAGUGGGGCGAUGGUGGUGAGUGCUGUUUCUUUCUCGUUUUUUUCGAUUUGCUACUGUUGGGAGAAAAUGGUUAAAUUCCCUUCUCUCUAACAGAAAACCGCUCCAUUUGGGCUUAAUACCCUUUUAAUUGCAACAUCAUCAACAAAAGGUUAUUUAGGUACCUAAGGACAUCAUUGAAGUCACGUAGAGUGUGGUUUUAGCCAAUCACAGUGCCCUCCGAAACUCACUGAACAACAACUGCAGCGUUUAGAUAUCCUUUGACAAAAAAGGAUUUUUAUCUACCUUCCCAAUAAAACAAGGACAUAUUCUAAUUAACAGGCUCGACUACGGAGUUGGCUAUGGCACAGAGGGCAGUUUGUCCUGAUUUAUUUUGUGUUCAGUAGUUGCCGUGAAUUAUUCAGCCAGAAUAGACAUUAUCUACCGAUUGCCUCCUCAUAAAUUGUCGCUCUGCACUACAACAUCUAGAACUGGUGUACAUGGCCGUGUCGCUCAUGUAAAAAAGGACGUGACUAUGUCUCGUCUGGUUUGAAUACGGGGUAGAAACAAGCAAGCGCCAGCUAUUGGCCACUGUCGGUUGACUUGCGUUACGAACUCGGCGCCAAACGAAGUCUAUCGAUUUUUUGUUUGGAUUCUCUCCGGCCGCCCAGAUCGGUUUGAUAUGACACAAAUCAAUUUGUGUUGGCUGAGAAUAUGCCAUCGUGUUGUUUUUAAACAGUUUGCAAUAAGUUUUUUUAGGUUUCACUACCUUUCCUGCAUAUAGUUAUGCAAUCUGUUUAUUUCUUGAAGUAAAAAUAAUUUUAAAGGAGUUUGCUGCAGACAGAAGAAGAAUUUCGUCUGAGGUGUAAGACGAUCGUCUGCUGAAAGCGACUAUUCGCAUAUCAAGAUGGAAAUUAACGAUAAGUCACACAGUAUUGAGACUCGUAAUGUAUACUUCAGCUUCGUAAUUGGUUGACGUUCCAGCAAUGGAUCUCAUUCUUGGUGAUACAUGGACUGUAUAUACAGGGGUCUGUUCGCUUCCAUUAGGCCACUGAGUAAAAUUGCAAAUUUUCCUGCAUGCCAAUUGGAAGUAAAGCUCGGUCGAAUCUUAUUUCGUGGCCCUACCUGCGGUAGACAAGCCCCAAUCCCAACCUUGACCUCUAACCCCAACCCUACCCCCUAACUCUAAGCCUUUACCAGGUACAUCUACGAAAUAAGAUCUUGCCUAGAGCUUAGCCAUGAUACCCACGUAACCAGUUAAGAAUUCGAUUUCGGAAAACGUACGCUUUUGACUAUUCCUCAUCACCCCUACACAGUAACAUUAGGGAAUGUAGAGUAACAGAACUUUAAAUAGCCAAUAAGUAGUGAGUAUGGGAGUUCAGAGGUCAGGAAUUAUUGUCUAGUUCUGUUAGGGGCCUAGAGAGGAGAGGGGGGGGGGUCUGACAAUUAACUACGUCUUCGCUUCGUCACAAUAACGUGACGUGGCAGAAGGUAUGAGCAGACAUACUUGGCCCGUCUUCGGUCAGUGUGGCCUUAAGGCCUGUAUAAACGCUUUAUGAGCCAUAAAAUUGGGUUGGUGAGACAUAUGGCCACUGCCUCUACCGUCGCAAGUAUCCGCUGACGCAGGAACUUGUAAUGGCUCGCCGACACUUUAUGAAGGACACGGAAUGCUCGGCGGACGUCUACCCGAUGGCGGCUGUCAACCCGUUCGGCCACAAAUUGGGAUGGAAACCCCUGCCAGUAGACAGGGGAGACGCCCGUGUCACCAUAUUAAAACAAAAGCGAAUUAUUGUCUGCAUUAUUUUCAGCGAUGUGAAAUGCCACAGCACUUAUUUCUGUGUAAUGACUUACUGUUUCUCGUUUCUCGGGUUUUAAAUCAAAGAUAGUACGAUUGGUCUGUUUUCCCGCAACGGCUGAAAAAGCACCCGGCUGGCAUAAAUUCCUCGACACUGCACCUAAAGCAUAUAAGGCCCAUGAUGGUAUUCCACAGAAGUGACACACAUAGAGACCAAGGUGGCUUUAAUGUCCGUUUCCGAUCCUUUGGGUGCAACCAGACGACAAAGCCCCGGACCCGAAGAAUUUGAGGUCUGGACUCAGGGCAUAGACAACACACAGGGUGAGGAAAGUGGUUGUGGGACGUAAUUGCUCCUGCAUCACACGGUUGCCAGAAUCUGGAGAUCUCAUAACCACCAAGGCUGCUUUUUAUUUGUGUGAUUACUGUUCAAUCGACCGCCCACGAAACGACAAUGACCUUGACUUCAUCGUCGAGGGUGAGUGGCCUGGUAUGGACUAAACAGUUUAGCUCGUCACGCGAAGUAAUUAUCACCCAUGGGCUCUCCGUCUGUCUAAUUUCUCUACCAGGUAAAGUCGGCAGGGUUAUCACCUCGACCUCAUCGACCAGGUCCCGACCGAGUGAGCCGCGAUGCGGAAGCUGGCGUCAUUCCUCGGCACCGCUGCUGCGCGUUUGACCAUUCGCGUCCAGAGCAGUCUUCCACUUUCCCCCACUUUGUUGAUUUAGCCGCACUUGCAACAGAUCUGGUUAACGACUCCGGUCGCUUCCUGCCGUCGCAACGGGUCUGUCGGUCACCUGACUGCACCCCCAAUGGUAACCUCCGGUUUGCAGACAACAUAAACUUGAAGUGGCCAAAAUUUGCGGCCAAUUCAAUUUGACCCCUCGUCUUGUUUGCACAGGUACUGGUUGACGAAGGUUUGCGUUUAACCAUUCGCUCUGAGCGCCCUCCAAACCGUGUCUUCGGUUUUACCGCAGUGGAUCUCAAUUCACCGAUAUGAUACUCUUACGAAACUGCGUUCGCAGUCGAUAGGAUAAUGGCGGUUGAAAUUCAGUACUUGCGUCGUGGUUGGUGCUUUCCUGAAAAGUUGGGUUUUUAGGUCACUGCAACAUGUGCUACAGACGAGGACAUCAGGAGAGAUCAGCUGUUCAACUUCUUUCUCCUUCAUCGUAAAUUAUAUGUCCAAGAAGACGGCGUUUGGACGUCCAUGGAGUGCUAACACAUAAUCCCAUUCGAUAACGACGCAGGUAUCAUUCACAUACCGAGUACGAAAUAGUGGUCUGUGGCGUCAGAAUGCCAGCGACUCCGACCGUUGCAGAGCUGUCUCGGCUCUGAGUCUCGAAUUUGACGAACCCCCUGGCGUAAAUUUUAUAUGACCAUAGGUUGUUCCAUUAAAGCAAGGUACGUUUUGGUAGCAAACCUCAGGACUUGGAUGCUAUGCUCGUGUCCUUGGCUUGUUUUCCGUUUCAUCGUAUUAGGUUCGCAGAAGUAUUUGAAUGGCUACGAUCGCCAUAUUUUGGGAACACAAAUUAAGCGGCAUUAGAUGGAAUCUUGAUCUUAUCUGACAGGAGAAUCAACCCUUCAAGUCUGUCAAAGAAUUUGGUCAGAAUCCGUCAUAUGGCCCCCUCCGCAGGAUAGGGGAAAUGGAACGCCCCCUCCCGCAGUACAAGCGGCGGUGCGCUACAUUACAGUGAGAGUAAAUAACCCCGUGUCCUAAUCCCAGCACCAAUCCAAACCUAACCGCAGCCCUAGUCCUAACCAUAACCCGACCCUGAAACCUAAGCCUAAUUUUCCUGAAAUUUGGCGCCCAGCAAACCGUAUUACGGGCUCUCUCUGUCCACGUGUCCUGCCAAGGGGCCAUAUCACUGACCCCAACAAAGAAUUGUGUUGACAAAUUGAUCGUGGUGUCUAAAUCAGUUGUAAGAAAUGCAAGGCGCCGAAGGCUGAAGUGUUUUUGGGCGAUACGAUUGGUCAGAGAGGAGCGUCUUUAUUGUGCCCUUUUGGAAGGCCAUCACAUCAGACACGGACUGUUUAUUGGGCUCUUGCCAUGGAUCGGUCGAUGGGCGAUAAUCGCGUGUCCCGCGAGUUGCUUAAGUCAUGGUUUACGGGACCUCAGUCUAUCAACAAGUGCAACGACAUCCCCACUCCAUAUUCCGUGCUGAGGCAUAGGCUGGCCAAGGUAAUUGACCACUCGGGGAGCGCGCAGGCCGAUGAGCCAGAUGGCCGAGCAAUCAUCACGCCAGGACGGUUUAUGAGAUUUCAACAAUUAGCAACUUGCAUGCCGGCCAUCAAGCCAUUAGCACAACAGCGGGCAACAGUUCUUAAUGAAGGGGAAAGCGGCUAUUUAUCAUAGGUAUGCGAUAACAUGGCGACUGCAUCCUUUAAAUAAUGCACCUUCCUGUGCACGAGUCACCCUUUCUGCCACUGUCUCUGAUGAUGGGUUUAAGUGAAAAUCCGAAACGUUGGGCGAAUAAAGUCCUUGCUCCAGCGAUGGCUUCUACUUCUUAUCAACAAUAAGAUAUGUUGACGUCUAAUUUUUACGAAUUUACCGUAAGCGACCGAUCACACGUGAUGCGUUUCCGAUUAAGAAACAUUGUUUUAAUGGGCCUGUAAUAUUGAUUAUCAUAAAGCAUAAACCCAAAGUAUUCCAGACUCGUCAAACUGUUGACUUUUGAAUGCAUUUAUUUUCGGCCAUCGUAAAGAUCGCGCUCUGCAAGGAGCAACUGCUUAAUUAGCAUGACACUUGUCUAUUUUCUCUUGUACAAACAGUAUAAACAUAUAUAUUCCUUCUUUUACCCAUUCGUUAGUCAAUCACGUCCUCUUCAACUUUUCUACUCAAAAAAGGAUAUCUUUAACUUUUUUAAAAAUCCUUCAAUUGACAAAAGUGUCGAGGUUAACCUGUUGUUAAGCUUGCGUUUGCGGUUUUACGUCUGCAAAAAGUAUACUUUCUAUGUCUGGAAAAUCAUGUAUUCCCCUGUGCCAUUAAUACGAUAUCAUACAAGGCUCAUAAAACGUUACAGUAGAAGCGGAUUUCAUGAAUAGCAUUAAUAAACAGACAGGCACCAUAUUACUGAGAUGGACAUUGCACCGUCUUUAAAAGCCUUAUAAUCAGAAACGAUUAAAAUUGAGAGAUACCCUUACUUCAAGUGCAAAAUUUGAAUAAGACGUGACUUGUUAUCGAAUGAGUUCAAACAUCUUUUGAUGUUUUACAUAAAACAUGCUUGAAUUUAUAAUGGCAUCGAAGAUCGAUUUAAAAGACUCUUAUCACUCAAGUAGUCGUUUUGUGAAGGAAUUCAUUCACAAUUCAACGUCCUGGCGUGCCUGAAGCAUCCUAGGAUUAUAUAGCACGAUAUUCAGUAGUACAGGCCUACUCGAAAAAAUUUUCCUAAUCGAAAAUACAUUUUAGAAUUUCUGUUAAUAUUUACUAUUACGGUAAGCAAGUGUGCAUGAUUUUGUUCAAAAUAAAUGUAUUUUUUCCGGGCUAAUUCUCUUUUUAAGGGUAUUUUCGCCAUACUGACGACCCUUGUAACCUCGAUGCGAUCGGUGAACAUUCUGGAAAACAUUCUGGAGAACAAAUUUAUUGAUGAUCAAAUUUCCUACACGCCCACGGUGGUCGAGACCCUGGCUAAAUACAACCGAAAGCGUGACGGUGAGUAA